This is a messenger RNA of Pyricularia grisea, 687 nucleotides long. RefSeq lists its product as uncharacterized. NCBI's taxonomy places the organism in Eukaryota, Fungi, Ascomycota, Sordariomycetes, Magnaporthales, Pyriculariaceae. The transcript has a single exon. The record is from RefSeq and is a predicted model, not a curated record. Gene Ontology annotation, cellular component: nucleus. Bases 1 to 687 code for a protein of 228 amino acids.
AUGUCGCACUGUCACGACGAGCACGGUGGCGACGACCACCAUCACCACCACGGCGAGGACGGUCACGACCACAGCGACGACCUGACUCCCGCCCUGCAAAACUCACUCUACACCCGCAUCGACUUUGGCAAGAUCGUGACGCUCAACGAGGACGCGCACAACUCCGGCGCGGCCGUGGUGAAAAAGACGUGGGCCGAACGUCUGACCCCGACGCCGGAGCUGGCCAGCGACGCCGACGAGCAGCUGCUCAUGCACGUGCCGUUCACGGGCCAGGUGAAGCUGCACUCGAUCCUGGUGCGGACGUCGGACAGCGACUCGGCGCCCCGCACCCUGCGCGUCUUUGCCAACCGGCCCGAGAGCUUUGACUUUUCCGCCGCCGAGUCCGAAGCCCCGCUGCAGGAGAUGGAGCUCAGUCGCACCUCGGCCGUGCAGGAGUUGAACGUCAAAAGGGCCAAGUUUGGCGGCGUUGCGAGGCUGUCGUUGUUUUUUGUGGAUAAUUUCGGCCGUGGCGAUGAGGACGUCACCAGGCUGUCGUACCUGGGCUUCAAGGGCGAGUGGAUGCCGCUCGGGAGGGCCCCGGCGAAUAUUUUGUAUGAGGCCGCGGCGAAUCCCAGUGAUCAUGCGCUCAAGGGGACCAGUGUGAACACUAUGGGUAGUGGGAUUGGGGGUAGAGGACCUGGGGCUUGA